Molecule: messenger RNA, 1547 nt
Organism: Salvia splendens (bonfire salvia)
Lineage: Eukaryota; Viridiplantae; Streptophyta; Magnoliopsida; Lamiales; Lamiaceae
Product: malate dehydrogenase, chloroplastic
Exons: 2
Coding region: 239-1480 (413 amino acids)
Biological process (GO): malate metabolic process; tricarboxylic acid cycle
Cellular component (GO): mitochondrion; cytoplasm
Molecular function (GO): L-malate dehydrogenase (NAD+) activity
Source: RefSeq, a predicted model, not a curated record
UUUCUGUUCCAAAAAAGCAAGUGUGCAUAAAAAUAUCAACAGAUUCAAAACAGAAACUGGAAAUUUCUAAAGACAACGCUGUCGCUGCUGCUGACCAUAGAUACCGAGAUAUGUGCUGAUUCCACCAAGGCCCUUCGGCGGAGAAACUCAGAACACACGCACUUAAAUUAUCGACAUCUUUCCCAUAAUUCUUCCUCUUAUCACCUCAAUUUGAAGUCGCAAGCUCCAAAGUUGCAAGAUGGCAGCAACAUCAGCAACCGCCUUUUCAGUUAUAUCCACUGUAUCUUCCGGCCCCAAAGUUGGCCAGGUGACUCACUCUAAGGCCGUGAGCAUCAAGUUUAACUCGAAAAACUGCCUCACGAGUUUCAGUGGCCUCAAAGCAAGUAACUCUGUCAACUGUGAAUCAGAAUCAUCAUCAUUCUUAGGCAAUGAAAGCUGUGCAACCCUUAGUGCCUCUUACUGUAGAGCUAUCCGAAAACGAAGCCAGAGAUGUUACAGUUAUGUCCAGCUUCAUGCAUUCUACAAAGUAGCCGUUCUUGGAGCUGCUGGUGGUAUAGGCCAGCCUCUCACCCUCUUAAUCAAGAUGUCACCACUCGUGUCCGCCUUGAAUCUAUACGACAUAGUGAAUGUCAAGGGAGUUGCUGCUGAUCUCAGCCACUGCAACACGCCAUCUCGUGUAUCAGGCUUCACCGGAGCUUCUGAGCUGGCGGAUUGCUUGAAAGGAGCUGAUGUUGUCGUGAUGACUGCUGGUGUUCCGAGGAAGCCAGGCAUGACCCGGGACGACCUCUUCAACACCAACGCCAGCAUAGUGAAGACCUUGGCGGAGGCCAUCGCUGACAACUGCCCUGAUGCCUUGAUUCACAUCAUCACCAACCCCUUGAACUCCACAGUGCCAAUUGCUGCUGAGAUUUUGAAACAGAAAGGGGUGUAUGAUCCCAAGAAGCUCUUUGGUGUGACAACUCUUGAUGUUGUGAGAGCUAACACAUUUGUUUCCCAAGAGAAGAACUUGAAGCUCAUUGACGUUGAUGUCCCGGUCAUUGGGGGCCAUGCGGGGAUUACUAUUCUACCCCUGCUGUCAAAGGCAAAGCCUUCUGUUACUUUCAGUGAUGAGCAAGUGCAAGAGCUGACAGUAAGGAUCCAAAAUGCCGGGACAGAGGUUGUGGAGGUGAAGGCCGGAGCAGGAUCCGCCACUCUCUCCAUGGCGUAUGCUGCAGCAAGGUUUGUUGAGUCUUCGCUGCGAGCUCUUGAUGGGGACAGUGACGUGUACGAGUGCGCCUAUGUUGAGUCCAAUAUUACUGAUCUCCCGUUCUUUGCUUCGAGGAUUAAGCUCGGGAGGAAGGGGGUCGAGGCCGUGAUUUCAUCGGAACUUCACGGACUAACCGAUUAUGAAAACAAGGCUUUAGAAGCUCUGAAGCCAGAGCUGAAGGCCAGUAUUGAGAAAGGUGUUGCUUUUGUUCAAAACCAACUAGUUACUGCUUAGCUUUUCACUGCAGUUGGUUUAAAGCAUAUCUAUCUUUUGCGAUUAAUAAAGCAGUUUUGUUUCCUAA